UCCAUGUUCAGAGUCAUCUGAUCUUGAGGAAUUGACACAGCAUGGCUAAUAAUCCCACAGAAUUCAGAAACUACAUUGGAUUUUAAAAAGGCAGCCUUAUUUUUGUACCUUGGAUUUGAAGCAGAUUAAAUAAUAGAAAAGGGUAGGCUAUCAGCUCAUGAUUUGUAUACUACAGCUGUCCAGUUUGAGCUGACAGACAUUCUUUGCAGGGCUAGUUGACUGAAUAAGAAAGGCAGAGAAAAACUCAGAGUAAUAGGUGGACUGUAAAAAAAAAAAAAGUGUGAUAGAGGGGGGGAAAUGAAUGCAACAACAACCAAAGCUGAUGGAGUUACUCACUAGAACAAAUAGUUAAAGCUCCUUUGUAAACUACAAAAUGAAGGUAUAAAGGAAACUGGAUUAGUUCAUAGUCCUGACACACACUUCAAGUUGUAAUAUAGUGUAAAUUACUGUUCUAAGUAAACUUGGACUAAGCUUUCUGCAAGCAGGACAACAAUAGAACCACCAUGAAAGGUGAACUGCUUUUGGUUUCAAGUAUCAUUGUACUAAUGCAUAUGGUAUGUGGAUGCCCCGAAAAGUGCCUAUGUCAUCAAACGUCAAAGACAGUGGACUGCAGGAAUCAAGGACUUGUUGAAAUUCCCUCCCACAUACCUCCUGAAACUCUAAUAUUACAGUUGCAGAAUAACCAUAUUUGGAAAAUCAAUCAAAAUGCAUUCAAUGAGACCCCUUUGCUCAAAAUUUUAGACUUGUCUAAUAAUUCUGUUUCAAAUUUGUCAUCGGGUGCUUUCCAAGGAUUACGAUAUCUACAGGUUCUAAACCUAACCAAGAACUUGAUUCAUUACCUAGAAAACAAGACUUUCAAUUCCCUCCCUCAAUUAAAAGAACUGGAUUUGUCAUCCAACAGUAUAUUACAUUUGCCUGAAACUCUAGGAAAUAAUACAGAGAAUAUAACUUUAUUGUCUGUUAAGUAUAACAAGGUUCAAAGACUGGACAGAAUUCUGCUGGAAUCCCUCCCAAACCUGAAAGUUGUUCUUUUCAAGAAUAAUCCAUGGCAAUGCACUUGUCAUGUCAUUGGCCUUAAACUGUGGCUAGAGAGCUUUUUAUACAGAGGAGGAAUAAGUGAUGGCAUUAUAUGCUCAACACCAGAAAAUUGGAAGGGAAAGGACCUCCUCAAAAUUCCUUAUGAGAUGUACGGGGCAUGCCCUCCCACAGUCGCUAAUAUUCAUCUGGCUAAUAUUCAUCACCAUAACUUUGAGCACAGAAGUUCUCUGAAGCACACUCAGCACAAUGAAAAUGGAGAAAGUAGCCGUUCAGACUGUGAACCUAAACCAAAGCCAAGGCCAGUUAGUUUGCGUCAUGCAAUUGCCACUGUAGUAAUAACUGGAGUUGUCUGUGGAAUUGUGUGUCUAAUGAUGUUGGCAGCUGCUGUGUAUGGUUGUGCCUAUGCUGCAAUUACUGCUAAAUACCACAGAGAACACUUGGCCCCAGUAACAGAGCAGGGGAGUCCCGAGGAAAAAGAGCCAUUUGGUAGUUCCUUGGCUUAAGUUACUUUUGGUCUUUGGUUUCACCCAAGUAAGACUCCUCGUUUCAAUCAGAAGCUUAGUGUCAGGUAUGACUGAUUUACUUGUUACUCCUGUAUUUUGCUUUUUCACAUUAAAAAAGUUUCUGUAAAAUAAGCAUUCAUUCCUGGGAAGCAAUUUAUGUUGAGAGGUGAAAUAAAUAUAUUAUUUAUGUUUUGUGCAUGCAUACAUUCUGAAGUAUUACAUGAGGAUGUGAGUUUGAGAUUAAUUAAAUCUUCAUGUAAACACUUUCAAAUAUUCUGUUCUACAUUAACUAGUCCACUGUGUAACAUUAGUAUAAUUCAUGGCAAUUACAAACAGACAGUCACUAGCCAUCACAAUGGAAUGAAAAAUGCAAAGCAAUUUUAAGUGGCUUGGUAAAGCUUGCCUAAUAUGUACCUAAGGAAUAUAUGGCAGAACAGUUACCUCUAAAUACAGGUCAUACUAUCUAAUAGUAGAACUGUCCAAAUUAUUCACUGCAAGUAACUGACCCAACAAUUUUUUAAAAAUAAAUAAUUUGCAAACACAUUUUCUACUAUUCGACCGGCUCUACUAGAUAAACCAUUUUAAUAUUGCACCCAUGAUGUAGUUUAUGACAUGGAAAAUCCAUAAUUAGCUAUAGCAGUUCAGUUCUAGGCCUUGUCCAAAGAUAGAAACAUCUUUCUCUUACUUGGGGAACAGUAAAGAGGAGCUGGCAAGAUGGAAGUGAAGGAGAAAUGGUUAACAUGACUGCAUCAUGGCAUUCUGAUAAAAGGAUUUGAGAAAUGGCACGGACAGAAGCAAAAAUAAAAUAUAGACAUAGAAGCUACACUUUCUUCCUCAACAAAGGACUAAUACACAACCACCACAGACACUUCUGAUGGUCUUAAUUCAUAAAACUUCCAUUUGGCAACUCUCAUAACAGGAAUAAAAUAAUGGAUUUGGUACUGAAACCAAUACAAUUAUGUGUUUGUAUACUGUUAUUCUCUCUCUUAUGUCUGGCUAGAUUCCCCGUAGGAUGUAUCCUAGCAGAGGAAUCCAUAAGCAGAAAGUUUGCUAUAAGAGGAAGUUGCAGUCACAAAAUCCUCAACACCAGAGAACCAGAAGGGAAAGAAUAUUCUUAAACUGCAGAAACAUUUUUCAAAUAAAAUAUUUGGCUAGGGAGUUCACUGCACCAUUUAAAUCUAGUAUUAGAUUAUUAUAAUAUAUAUGUCUAAAUUUUCUAGCCCGGAUUUUAGUUUCAGAAUUAGCAUUUUGUAACAAAAAAAAAAAGGAAUUUUAUUUUAACUAGUGUAGUGAUGCAAGGGUAUUGGAUGGAAUUUUACCAUCUGUGCACUAAAUGAAGAUCCUCAGUGCCAAACCAAAGUCAAAGGCUCUUUACUGGUGGGAAUUACAAGGGAGCUGGGAGACACAUACACACAAGCUAAAUUUAGGGUCCAGGGCACCCAUGCAAUUAGACUGCAGAUGCAAAUGUGAAAAAUGCUAAAGCUCCAAUUGACUUCAGUGGAGCCAGGAUUUCACUGACACUGCUCCCAGUAACCUGGGACUCAGCUAUGGCCCUUUAAGUACAAAUACCCUCUGCUAACCCCUUAAAAAAACCCAACCCAACCUACCAAAACCUUUUAGACCGUCUUCCUAAAGAAGCAAAAAAAGAUACAAAAAUGAUUUUUAAAUAUUUUUUAGGUCACCUUUAAGCUGCUUUUGGCAUUUUCAUGUGCACUUAAGGCGUUAAGUCCAUGUGAAAUUCUGCCAUAAAGCAAGAUACUUCUUACUUCCAUUAGUGCAUUCCUUUGUAUGACUGGAGUAGGCCAAUCCAUACUAAAUGUGUCAUAUACAUUCUAACAUGCUGUAUGUUAAAAAAAUGCAGAAACAUCACAUUAUGCUUUGAUAAAAUUGUAUACAUUUAUAAAUUCAGCCCACGGUUGCCACAAACAGCCAUUUAAGAUGAUAAUGUUUACCAACAGUUUAAAUGUCAACAGAGGAAAAUAUAGAGCCAAUCAUUUAAAUUAACAAAUGCAAACUUACAAUUUUGCAAUAUGAAAAAUGUAAUGUUUAUCUGUAAAAA
Caretta caretta (loggerhead turtle) is the source of this 3600-nucleotide messenger RNA. RefSeq names its product leucine rich repeat transmembrane protein 1 (gene LRTM1). Gene Ontology annotation, biological process: axonogenesis; positive regulation of synapse assembly. Gene Ontology annotation, molecular function: protein binding. The record is from RefSeq and is a predicted model, not a curated record. NCBI's taxonomy places the organism in Eukaryota, Metazoa, Chordata, Testudines, Cheloniidae.